Molecule: messenger RNA, 2036 nt
Organism: Mya arenaria
Lineage: Eukaryota; Metazoa; Mollusca; Bivalvia; Myida; Myidae
Product: D-2-hydroxyglutarate dehydrogenase, mitochondrial-like
Exons: 10
Coding region: 129-1670 (513 amino acids)
Cellular component (GO): mitochondrion
Molecular function (GO): FAD binding; catalytic activity
Source: RefSeq, a predicted model, not a curated record
CCGUGCUAAAUGUCAACAGAAUCAGCUGUUGUUGGUCACGGAAGAAUUUAGUGUUUAAUCGCCGAAAUGUUAAUGUCAGUUAACUAAUUUACCAUAUAUAUUUAGGUAACAGGUGCUUAACACAAAAGAUGCAACCGAAUAGUGUGAUUCGAACGUUCAAAUGCAUAAAAAAUGUAUCUAAAAUUCACAGUGGAACACACAGGUUAUUUCAUAAAUCAACAUCAAAUGCAAUAGAGUUUACAAGCGUUAGAUAUCCAAACCUUAAAAGAGGCCAGUAUAGCAAUGUUAGUGAUGUAGACAUUGCAGCCUUUGAGAAAAUACUGCCAGGUGCUCAGCGGGUGAUUACAGAUGCUUCAGAACUCGAGGGUUACAAUACAGACUGGAUUAAAACAUGCAGAGGAAGAAGUCAAGUUUUGCUCAAACCAAAGGAGACUGAGGAAGUGUCUGCAAUUUUGAAAAUCUGCCAUGAACGAAAUCUUGCUGUUGUGCCACAGGGUGGUAACACAGGGCUGGUAGGGGGAAGUGUGCCAGUGUUUGAUGAGAUCAUCAUCUCAACGCAGUUGAUGAACACGGUCAUCAGCCUCGAUUCACUUUCUGGUAUUCUGACUUGUCAAGCUGGAUGCAUUCUGGGAAACCUUAAUGAUUAUGUCUCAGAACACAACCUUACCAUGCCGCUCGAUCUUGGCGCCAAGGGUAGUUGCCAUAUUGGGGGUAACCUGGCAACUAACGCUGGAGGUGUGCGGUUGCUAAGAUACGGUUCCCUACAUGGAAGUGUUCUUGGCCUUGAAGCAGUAUUACCAGACGGUGAAGUGUUGGACUGCAUGUCAUCAUUACGGAAGGACAACACCGGUUAUGAUCUCAAACAGUUGUUCAUUGGCUCCGAGGGAACUCUUGGUAUCAUCACAGCAGCUUCCAUACUGUGUCCGCAGAAAUCCCAGGCCGUCAACGUUGCUUUUUUAGGUGUGGACAGCUUCGAUCGUGUUCUAGAAGUGUUUAAAGAAAGCAAACACCAGUUGGCGGAGAUCUUGUCAGCCUUUGAGUUUCUGGACAGUGAAGCCCUCGCUGUGUGUACAGACAACCUGAAACUAAACAGUCCAUUAUCUAGUCACCCUUUCUAUGUGCUUAUUGAAACUUCAGGUUCAAACAGUGCUCAUGAUGAAGAAAAGUUAAACACCUUUCUCGAAAGUAUGAUGGACGCGGGUAAGGUGCUGGAUGGAACUGUGGUAGCUGAACCGACUAAGAUACAGUAUAUCUGGGGCCUUAGAGAGCGGGUCGCCGAGGGUCUCAUGCAUGACGGCUACUGCUACAAGUACGAUGUCUCUCUUCCGCUGUCUGCCUUCUACCAACUUGUAACCGAUAUGCGGGCUCGUAUCGGCUCUAAGGCAACCAGAGUGAUCGGUUAUGGACAUGUCGGCGAUGGAAAUCUACACUUUAAUGUCACUUCACCCCAAUACGAUCCAGAGGUUAUGGCGCUGAUCGAGCCGUUCAUCUAUGAUUGGGUGGCAAACUACAAAGGGAGUAUAAGUGCAGAGCAUGGCCUGGGUUUCAAGAAACGAGAGUACAUCUACCAUAGCAAGUCCCGGUCGGCUGUGAAAAUGAUGAAGGCCUUGAAAACCCUGGUGGACCCGAACGGCAUAUUGAACCCAUACAAGUUCUUACCAGAUCACUGAAUCAGGGGGUUAGAGCCUGGCCGAUAUUCACGUAUCGUCUUCAAUGUGACUUUCAGAAGGAAUACGUUAAAUCUACAAAUUAUUUUUAUUCAAUAUUUGAUAUUUGUGUCAAUAAUUCAAAAUCAAACAAUUCGUAUCAUUAACACGUGGUUGACAAUUUGUGCUCAUAAAGUAGCAAUGGUACAGCAAAAUAAAACUUGUGGUUGUGAGUCUUCAGUCUUUAAUUCAGACACAGGAAUUUUGUGAAUUUGAAUUCUGUACUCGUUAUAGAUGCUAUUGAGUAUUGUGGACGUUUGUUGGGUCGACAUGAAUGUGUGUCUGCUCAUAUCAAAAAGUUUAUGCUUCAAUAAAAAAUCAGGAGAUAAA